This is a messenger RNA of Doryrhamphus excisus (bluestripe pipefish), 4617 nucleotides long. It is a transcript of the gene angpt1, whose product is annotated as angiopoietin 1. NCBI's taxonomy places the organism in Eukaryota, Metazoa, Chordata, Actinopteri, Syngnathiformes, Syngnathidae. Gene Ontology annotation, biological process: blood coagulation. The record is from RefSeq and is a predicted model, not a curated record.
AAGCUAGAAAGGCGACCAGGGGAGGUCGAACUACACCAUCCCAGAUUACCCAGCGCCUUUUUUUAAAUGCGUUGACUGACUGACUUGAUGCGCACUUUGCUUUGCAGGCUUACUUGGAGCAAGAUCAAGAUAAGCGACUUAGUCACUCCUGUUGCAUGCGUUGUACUAAACAGCUAAUUAAAAGGACUGUGUGGACUUUCAAUGGUGACCCUCCGACGUAAAGAUGGACUGCAUAUGUUCGAGACCGACAGUGUUCUUCUUCACAGCUUCUUGAUACACAUCCAAAGGAAACAAAAGACCGAGAUAAAGGACUCCUAUUGCCUGCAACGCUGAUAUGAUGCUCUGCUACACAUUUGUGUACCACUUCCUCACUUUGGCAGCACUUGUAUUGAUUGCGAGCUGCGGAGCAGGAGGAGGAGGAGGCGAGCAGAGGACCAGAGCGACCGAUAGCAGUACCGGGAACACAGGUGGCGCUGGAGGAAGCGGAAGCAGACGUUUUCAUAAAAUCCAGCAUGGCCAGUGUACCUACACCUUCAUACUACCUGAAGGAGCGGCAGGUGAAGGUUCUUGCAGGGAUGCAAAAAGCGGGAACCCGCAGUACAACACCAAUUCGCUCCAAAGAGACUCGCCGCCAACCGCGGCGGACUUUUCCAAUCAGAAGAUCCAGCAACUCGAACACGUUAUGGAGAAUUACACUCAGUGGCUGCAGAAGAUUGAGAAUUACAUCAAAGAGCGCAUGAAAACAGAGAUGGUUCAACUGCAACAGAGUGCGGUGCACAACACCACGGCAGCCAUGUUGGAAAUGGGCAGCAACCUUCUGUCUCAAACUGCGGAACAGACACGGAAGCUGACUGAUGUUGAGACGCAAGUUUUGAAUCAAACAUCAAGGCUUGAGAUUCAACUUCUGGAAAAUUCUCUCUCCACCAACAAGUUGGAGAAGCAGUUAAUGGUCCAGACCAAUGAGAUCAACAAACUCCAUGACAAGAACAGCCUCCUAGAGCAGAAGAUGUUAGAAAUGGAGACAAAGCACCAAGAAGAGUUAGAAACACUGAAACAGGAAAAAGGGAGCCUCCAGGUCCUGGUAGGGAGGCAGAGCGGCGUUAUCAAGGAGCUAGAGGUCCAACUGAACAGGGCCACGGGAAACAGCACUGCUCUACAAAGACAGCAGCAGGAGAUGAUGGAUACUGUCCACAACCUACUCAACCUUUGCUCUAAAGAUGGAGUUCCAAAGCCCCUGGAUGAAGAGAAGAAGUUCAGCGAUUGUGCCGAUCUUUACCAGGCUGGCUUUCAUAAGAACGGAGUCUACAACAUCCAGAUCAACUUACAGGAGAACAAAAGGGUGUAUUGCAACAUGGAAACAGCUGGCGGUGGAUGGACGGUCAUACAGCGGAGAGAAGAUGGCAGUGUAGACUUCCAGAGAACAUGGAAAGAAUACAAAACGGGUUUUGGGAGUACAUCUGCAGAGCACUGGUUGGGAAACGAGUAUGUCUACCAGUUAACCAGCCAAAGGCAGUACGUCCUUCGUGUUGAACUGACAGACUGGGACGGACACCAGGCCUUCUCGCUGUACGAUCGCUUUCAAAUUGGCAGUGAGAAACAGAACUACAGGCUGUUCCUGAAAAGCCACAGCGGGACGGCAGGCAGACAGAGUAGUCUAGUGAUCCACGGGGCGGACUUCAGCACCAAGGACAUGGACAAUGACAACUGCAUGUGCAAGUGCGCUCUCAUGCUCACUGGCGGUUGGUGGUUUGAUGCCUGUGGCCCCUCCAACCUUAACGGCAUGUACUUCACGCAAGGACAACACGUGGGGAAGUUAAACGGGAUCAAGUGGCACUACUUUAAGGGCCCCAGCUACUCACUUCGAGCCACAGCCAUGAUGAUCCGCCCACUGGACUUCUCUUAGCCGUAAAAAAAAAAAACAAAAAAAACAACGAAAUUGCUAUUUAGCACAUUAGUGGGACGCUUCCAGUUUUGUCCUCAUCUCAUUUCACUUCGCUUUGUAACCUUUUUUUUCCUUCUCACUGAACUUUAAGAACAGCAACAGGGAAGAAAAACACAGCAAGGCAUGAUUUAUGUUUCUGAUCAGAUUAGCACACAUAAUUAUUUAAGGACAAAAAUAAGUCAUGUGUGUUUAUCCCACACUGGGAAUGUGUGCGUAUUUUUUUAAUAACAUGGACGUUCUGAAUAGUACAGAACGGUGGCAGAGCGGAGAUGACUCACAAACUGCAGGACAGAACUGAUCUUUCAUGCUCUGAGGACACAAUUUGUUGUUUUUUUUAUGUUGUAAUUGUAUUCCGUAUGUGGUUUUUUUUUUUUAAGUAUUCAUCUCGUAUGUAUCUCACCAUCACAUGAAUGUCUAUUACAGUACAGUGUAUUCUGAACGUAUGAAUGAAAGGUGAACUUUAUCUUUCAGUAGUAAAUUAAAUAUGAUAAUCAUAUUUUCUGAGUAAUUUAGCGUUUACACAUGGAUGGCUAGUUCCAUUUAAAGAGUGAAAAGGAAAAAAAAAAUAAUUACUGCAUGUCAAAAUUCCAAAAAAUAUACAACAGCAGCUACUCAGCUCUGUAGAUACCUCCAAAGUUGAACACAAAUUCAAAAUUCAAAAAUAGCCACGUUUACAUGAGGGGUUUUUCUCUUUCCAAAUGACCUUUCCGAAAGCAAUGGUAUACAUGGAAAGGAAUAUUCCAAUGGCGUGUCUACAUGCGCCGCUAUAAUCAACCAGAAUAGUCAAUGGGGCAUGCCCAGUAAAGCGUAAACACCAACAUCACGUGAUACCGACUUCCUCCAGUUUUUCUUUCACUUGUUGGAAUAACUCCGUAUUCCCAGUUUUUCCUUCGUCCAGUCUUGAAAUUUAGUUUGAAUCAAAAACAAACUUUCCGCAGCAGUCCAGUGCCGAUUGCUCGCCUCAGUUUUUUUUAAAUCGAAGAACGUCUGGAGCUGCGUGUUACGUCAUAUCUCAGCAUUCGCUGAAAGAACGCUACCCGGGAACAGGAAAAGAUAAAGUUCAAUCUUGCUAAUAUUUUAUAAUUAAGAACAAUUGUUUUCUUUUUAAUAAAACUGGACUUGUGAAUGGCGUAUAGAAGGGUUUAGAUUCUGUUCCACAGAUGGCGCUAAUGCACACGAAAGCUGCUUGCCAACCGCCAAUAAACAACAGAAGAAGAAAAACACCACGAAGAAAAACGCAGUCUGACAACUUUCCGAUCGAGCGGGUACAAGAUACCUCAAUCGGAUUGGGGAAAGGAAUAUUCCAUCCUUGGGAAUCCGAUUAUAUAUUCAUUCGGAUUGGCACUUUUCUUUCGGAAUGAGGUUAGAUUCCUUCCGUUUGAGCAAAUAACCCGAAUAGAAUUGGAAUAUUUGGGUCCAUGUAUACGUUGGCUAAUAUAAAAUUGUGAUGGGAAUUUUGGCUUUUUUAAGUGAUUCACCUCCCUAAAACGAGCUGGCUCUUUUGACUCCCAAACGGCUCCUCUGAAUUUUGUUGUAAUUUUGCAAAAAAUAUCAUUACAAUAUGACGAAAAACUUAAUUUUAGUAGUAGUUGAAAUACCCUUUCUUGCAACUAAUUUUCCUAGUAAACAUAAACCUUCCCUUCUUUUUUUCUUUUGUCAACCCAUUUUUACCAAACACAGAAACAAAUGAAAAAAAGGCAAGAAAAAAAUGACAGUUUGUUCACUUCAAAGAACCGGCGACCAUCACUAAUGGAAUAUAAAUUAAUGCCUAUUCAUUAGGUACUCAACACAAAUAUGAACGCAAUACUUGGCUGUGGUGUAAACAUAUUAUGUGGUUUCAGAUUGGACCCUAUAAAAGGGCACCCAAAAAUGUGCCAUUUAAUUGUACUUUUAGGGGUAUGGAUGGGCCAGUAUCUGUUGUGACCCCUAUUUCCAAGCAUCCAGACCAGGAGUAUGCUGGCCAUGCAAAAACUGGGAUGUUUUCCGAUUCCGGGGAACUAUGCACAGAUCCAUGCAACAUUGUGGAUACAGUUAAACCGCACAUUUUGAAGUGGCCUUUUAUUGUGGCCACACUCUGGCUUGAUAUGCUAUCUGUCUGGAUUAUGAACGCUAACACUAACACAAACAUUGAUUUGUGAACAAUAUGUGAGCAAAAUUGGCCACAGACAAAAUUUUGCUCAUAAAAAAAAUGAUGUUUGUAUAUUUUUGUGGAGUUACAAAGAAAAAAAAAAUAAAUUCACAUUUGCAUAUUGAAUAUUAAUCAAGAUAGCCAAGUUUGCAAAUAUAAUAAGUUUGUUUAUGCGAGUAUUUCACCAGAAUGCAAACUACUACAACCGAGAAUUGGACAUUAGGUCUUUGAAUUAUAAUUAUAAUUUUAUGUAUAUCGUUCACAUAACAUGACAACAUAAUGUGGCGGAGAAUCCGUGGAAGGUACUGUACAUGUGGGAAAGUAAAUGUGUGUGUUUGUGUGUACAAAUGGUACUUUAGAUGUACUUUUAACAAAAUGUAAGAUAACCCCCCCCCCCCCAAAAAAAAAAGUGUGCCACUGAUAACUCAUCUUUUACCUCAUUAAACCGAAGAUUUGCUAAUUGAUUUUAUUUAAAGGUAUUUUGUAAACAUGUGGGCAAUGUUGUGUUGCUAUUAAAUAAAAUGUGAUGCACUAUGGUUACAACACA